AUGAGCGCCGAUUCGCACGAGCUUCUCGAUGCCUUCCGGGCUGCUGCACUGUCCGUCACCAAGCUCUACAAGACGUCAGCGGCCGCGCAAACCAAGUCUCGCGCCGAUGGCUAUCAAGACUGUCUUGAAGACCUGAUUGCCUUUCUGGACAAAGAAAACAUCGGACUGUCUGCUGGUGAUGUAGGCUCAAAGAUCCGGAAAUGGGCGAUGGAUAGAUCAGAGACUAGGGACACCACACCCCCAUCCAUCGAGAGCGACGACGAGCCCGAGAAGCCCGAGCCUGCCGCCUCAUCCCCUCAGGCACAACGAACGAGCCCUCCGGCAGCACAAACAUCUGUCGACCGGGAAGAGGUCCAGAUGAGAGAGUCGGCGACUCCGGUUCUUGCAACGGUUCCCUGUCCGCCUAGCCCGAUAGUGGAGGAGGUCGACUUUGUUGUUCCUACGCAGGAUACCUUCAACUUCCAGUCAGCACAUGCUUAUCCUCACGAUGAGGCCAUGCGGCUCGCCAACCUCAACCUGUCUGAUGCCAACCAAGCAUCAAACCAUAGCACAUCAAACCGGACGACACCACGCAACACCAGAAGAAGAGAUGUACGACCUGGGAGGACACGGAGAGAUUUGGGACAGGGCGCGGGCCACAAGAGAAAGAUGAACCUCGCUGAGUACUUCGACCUAAACGGUGUCGAUCUCGGGAACGGAAAGGAUAUGUUUGGCGGUGGGAAACGCACAAGGCACGUUUAG
Messenger RNA from Podospora pseudocomata, 741 nucleotides. RefSeq lists its product as uncharacterized. NCBI's taxonomy places the organism in Eukaryota, Fungi, Ascomycota, Sordariomycetes, Sordariales, Podosporaceae. Bases 1 to 741 code for a protein of 246 amino acids. The record is from RefSeq and is a predicted model, not a curated record. The transcript has a single exon.